UGUUGACACGGAAAGUUACAGCCGGUCGUGAAAGUGUUUCGCGAUGUAAAAUUACUCAUAAUUAAUUCCCGGGAAUAAGUAGUGAUCGUUUAAAAACUAGAAUUAAAAGUUAGAUACCGGUUCACGUAUUUAAGAUUAUUGUGCAAGUAUUAUUAUAUAUGAAAAUAUAAAAAAAUUUGUGGGAAUAAGCGUCUGUCAUGAAUAUAAGCAAUCUUGACAAAGUCGAGAGUUAAGUCUUAUCAUAUUUACCCAGAAUUUGAUAAAACAGUAUUUUUGCGGUUGUGUUUGUAUAUGUGAGAGAAAAGUUGUGUUGUUAAAAAAAAGAAGAUAGAAAACGCUGAAAAUACGUGUUACGAAGGAAAAUGGUCUCGUGCACAUGGUGACACUUCUGAUAAUUGAAAACAUGAUAAAUAUAAAAAAUAUAUGAAUGACAAUGGGCUGAAAUACAUCAUAUUUUAAAAUUCAUCAUUUUUAUAUACAAGAGGUGCAGGGGAAAUAAGUCAUGGCAACGGUGGAAGAAAAGAAACGAGUUGGUGGCUCAAAGGUUUCAGCCAUUGCAAAUAUCUUCCAAUCAAAACCACAAUUGGAUAAUCUAAGCCAUAGGACAAAUAAUAUUCUGUCAGAUGGUUUCAAGGAACCAGCUGUGCCUUUAAAAGAAUCUCCAACACAAGUUACAGUUGUUAGAACUGAGAGUCAUGUAGCUCGUUUUAAUAAUGCACGUGCACUUUUUGAAAAACUUGGAGAGGAAAAUAAACCAAAUAAACCGGUGGACAGGAUUACAAAACCUAGUAAUUUACAUGGUUUGAGAUCACGCUCUAGUUCUGCAAAUUCCGGAUCAGGUUGUACAUCUCCAGCUCGAUCACCACGUCCCAGGUCACCAUCACCUCCAGGAACCAGAGAUCACUUGAGCAAUUGGAGUGCAAGUGUACCAGCUUUAAAUGCUGAAAGGCAUUUCGAAAAUGGUCAUAAUCACGGUUUGGAUAAUGUACCAGAUAAACAUAAAUCACGGGUAGCAUUUGGGAAAUUUGACAAAAAUUACGGUAAAGAAAAUCGUUUAGAUGAUCGGCCAGAGAAACCAGAAAAACCUGAGAGAAGAUUAAAUUCAAAAGAAUUAAUUGAAAAACAAAAAAAUUGGACUAGUCAUUUUUCAAAAACAAGACCAAGUAGAUAUAAUUCAGAUCCAAAUAGAUCUUUGGUUCAAAGUUCUUUAAAUCAGAGCGCAAGUAAAGUGAAUGUUGAAGCUGCUUCUGUAGGACAUGUGCAAAAUGCUACAAAUACUGAUAAUGAAACAAAAAGAUCAACAGAUAUUUCUGCUAAUCCAGCUACAAGAUCUGCAAGUUUUUGUUCUGCUAGAUCAUCAGCUAUAUCUCCUCCUCCACCAUUACCACCAACAAGAAAUUCUUCUACUUCAAAUGCAAAGAAAGAGAGACCAGCUAGUAUUGCGGCAGUAUCUCCACCAGAUAUUCCUAGCAGUCCAGAAUAUGCUACUAUAAAUAAAUAUUUUGAUACUUCACCAACUAUACCUGAAUAUGCAGUUGUACAAAAAAACACAAAUGUGCAAAAUAAACAUUUCCAAAGAAACCAAGAACAACGAGAAAUUUCAAAAAAUGUAAUCACUCCUUCAGUAGAAAAAUCACAAGAUGCGUUCAUCCCAGAAUAUGCUGUAGUGCAGAAAAAUACUGCAGCUAAAAUGCAUUCACGUAAUACAGAUCUAUCGAAAAAUACUUCAAUGCAUCAUUCAAAAAAUAUUAAUAGUUCCGAAAGUUGUGGUUUGCUUCUUAAAAAUACUCUUACAAGUUCAAGUAUUGAUAUCUAUUCACAAACAAAAUCGAAUAUUUCCUCCUAUGAUAAAAAUUCUGAUAUGUCUAGUCCAACACGAAGUAUGUCAAUAGAAAAUAUUAGUGUAUCAAUGGAAAGUAAAAUUAGAAAAGAUAAUGACUUACUUGAUGCUCCUGAAUAUUUAAAUUAUCCUUCAAAUGUUAUACGUUCGCCACCUAAAACUUCUGAAUGGAGAAAUGAAUGGUUAGCUAAAAACGAUGAAAUUUUAAAAAAAGCAACAGAUUUAAAAUCUACCAAGGAAGACGCAGAAACUAAAAAUGAAGUUAUAAGACCUGAUCCACGACCAGACUGGGCCAGACCAUGUAUAAAUACUAUGAGGAAGAAAGAUAGUUUAACAGAAGAAAAGAAAAUUGAGACAUCAAAAUCUCCAGAUCCAGAAUUGAGACCACCUUCUGGAGGUACGGAUAGUGCAUCUUCUAGUAUGAGCUCCCCUAGCUCCCCUUCCAAGGAUAGUAAAGAAGAAAAGGCAGAUAAGGAAAUGUCAGAAAAAUUUCAAGCUGGUAUAUUAUCGCAUAAUAAAUCUGAAUUUUGCUGUUUUACUGUGGCUAUGUGCCAAAUACUAAAAAGUUACAGUAUAGGAGGAAACUCUUUUCCUUUUCCUUUCCCUCCUCUUCUUCAUCUUAGUUCCUCCUACUGGUUCAACAGCCGUAACAGUUAUGAUCUGCAACAUGAAGAACAAGAAAAACCUGCAGCAUAUACGGAAGAUAAGAAUAGUUUAGAAAAAAGUUCAAAAUUUAAUGAACCAGAUACUACUACGGUCAUUCGACGAUCUCAUGUGCGCGUUGAUCUUCAAGCUGCUGGUUUGGGACAACGGCCGCCAUCCGUUGUUAGCUCAGAUCAAGAAUAUCCAUCUCUAGAACAUAAAGAUAUACCAAUACCUUCGCCAUAUGUAAAGAAAAUGCAACAAAAUCAAGAGAUUUCUAUCCAAAACAAUGAAGUUAAGCCACAAGUAAAAACAAACAUAGAAGAAAAUACUUUAAUAAAAACUGAUUCAACAAAAAUUUGCCAUAACAAAAUAUCUCAAGAUAAUAAUCAAGAACAUGUACGAAUAAAUUCAGUAAUUACAGGAGGAAAUCAAAAUAUAGUUUUAGAUAAUAAGUCAAAAUCAAAUAUUACCAAUGAAAGGCAUACAUUUCCUGAAACAGUAUGUCAGAAAAUAGUAUCUAAUGCCAAAAAUGAUCAAAUUAAAAUUUCUGUACGAGAAAAAUUAGCAAAAAAUAAAGAAGAAGUAUCUGGAAAACGUUCAAGUUUUGUCGAAGUGGAUAAUAAAGUAGAUCAAGUAGAGAAAACCAUUUUAAACACAAAUCAAUGCUCAAUGGUUCCAAGUAUACACACUAUGGAUAAUUCGUCAGACAAAUUGAUUAACAAAGAAAUAGAACCAAGUGAUACUGCACAGUCAGAAAAUACGUCCAAACUUAUGUCAAAAACAAAUAAUAAAAAGGAAUUUAUAACAUUAGCAGGAGAUGCAGUAUCAUCAUCUAAAUCCAGUUCUCAAACAAUAAGUAAUAUUCUAAAUAAAAGCAUAGAGGAAUUAAAUCAACCACAAACAACGUGGGAACAAGAAAAACAAAAAGCUGAACUAGCAAAGUUGAGGUUGCAGGAAAAUACUUCUACAACUACAAUUCAACAAAUUAAUGUACCUCAAAAUAUAUCACCUGCUAUUGUAACCCAACAACAUAUAGAAAAGAAACAACUAAAUGAACAUAUUGUAUCUGAAAGUAUUCACGAUGAUAGUGAUUCCAGUGAUACUAAAACUAUUACAAAUCUAGAGCAUGCACCAACAAUGGAGAUGAAAAAUGCCAUGGAACAGAAUGAUUCUAAGACUGUUGCAGAAAAUAUUUCUAAAGCUAUUACAAAUCAAAUUUCUGUAACACCAGAUACUAUGACAGCUGAUGAAGCAGAAAACCUAUUAAGUUCUCGACAAGGAUCAGCUUUAUUGUCGGAUGAAGAAGCUCAAGAAAUAGCAAGAUUAUUAUCACCAAUUACACAUGCUGAAGUUGUAAGUGAAGAAAAUUCUAUUGAUAAAAAUAGAGAAAUGGACAAAGAGAGGGAAAGGGAUGAUCAAGAUAAUACACCAGAUUGGCUUUCUGAUGUCUUGUCUGCUCCUGAUACCAGUCUUAUUAAUAGCACCACUAAUGAUUAUAGUUUGUCCCAUAGAUCACGUAGCGAUUUAACAAUAGAUUCAUUGACGGAAAGUCAAGUGGGUUCUGUAACAGGUAGUGAAAGUGGUUUACUUGGAUCCGUUAAUAGCUUGAAUGAUACUUAUGAAAUUAACGAUGAUACAGAAACAGAACAUCAAGAUGAAUAUGUUCCACCGACGCCCGGCAAAGUUGUACUUGUGGAAAAUGGUGUACAUUAUUUUGAGGAUGGUCAUUUUUGGAUGGAAGUUGCAGGAAUACCAGAAUCGGAUGACGAGAAAGAUGAUUAUCCAACAAAUGUACCCGUUAAAAGAAUGUCUAAAGUUUCAUUUGAUACAAGGCCAAUGAGAGUUUAUUCAACACAUUCAGUAAAUGAAUAUGAUCGACGAAAUGAAGAUGUGGAUCCUGUUGCCGCCAGUGCAGAAUAUGAACUUGAGAAACGAGUUGAAAAAAUGGAGGUAUUUCCAGUGGAACUUAUGAAAGGUCCAGAAGGUCUUGGUUUAAGCAUUAUUGGAAUGGGUGUCGGGGCGGAUGCAGGACUAGAAAAAUUAGGUAUAUUUGUCAAAACAAUCACAGAAAAAGGCGCAGCUGCACGAGAAGGCAGGAUACAAGUAAACGAUCAAAUCGUUGAAGUAGACGGAAAAUCUCUAGUUGGUGUGACACAAGCAUAUGCAGCUAGUGUUCUUCGUAAUACUUCAGGUCUCGUGCGUUUUGUAAUUGGCCGAGAACGUGAUCCGAAUUCGGAAGUAGCUAUGUUAAUUCGACAAAGCCUUCAAGCAGAUAAAGAAAGAGAACAACAAGCUAACUCUGCUAGAAAACUUAAUUUUUCGGAUGCUUCACCUGAUAGUCAACGAGGCGGUGAAGAUAUUUCUGUCGGAGGAAUGGGAGGAAUACCAGGUUCUCCAGCUAUGUCAUCAUGUUCAGAAGGAGAACCUCCUCAAAGUCCUAUAGAAAAUUAUUUAUCUACUUCCGGUCGAAGUAGAUCUCCUAUCAUUAGUUCAUCAAUGCCACCGCAUACAUCUGCUACAACACAAAACGAUGUUGAUAGUUUAAGACUGCUUUUACAAGAGCUUGUAGACUUAGAAAACAGUGGAGCUGGUAGCGAAGAAUAUGCAGCAAAAUUGCGUGAAUCCGGUUUACGGCUACAUGAAUCUGAAAGAGCUUUGGGUACUGCUAGACAGGAUCUAGUAGCGGCACGGGAAAUGCUUUCUCAAGCAACAGCACAAAAUGCUGCUUUACAACAAAAAUAUGCUCGAGCCAGAAGAGCAGCUCGUGAAUUACGUACAGAUAUUGCUGCUAGAGACGAAUUUUAUCAACAAUUACUACAAGAGAAAGAUACGGAAUAUAAUGCUCUCGUUAAAAGUUUGAAAGAUAGGGUAAUUACAUUGGAGGUAGAAUUAACAGAAACACAAAGGAGGUUCGGGUUACCAGUAAGAUUGCCUUAUGAUGGAACUACAGCUAGAAUUGUUACGCCACAAUUAUCACGUCGUCAAUUACCCCCACCACCCUCGUCAACUAGUUGUCAGCUUUCUGAUACUGAAACAUCAGACCUGAGUAGUCCUGAUGAUGGUGAUAAAACAGCGACGGUCGAAAGAAAGUUACCGCUUCCAUUGCCAGUCAAAGAAGAAUUAGAUCGAGCAGUACCUGCUCAUCGGCUUCUUGAUAAUUCUGCUGGAAAAAGUAAAGCUGAACUUGCCAGUAGAGGGGGUCUUGCAAAUCGACAACUUCCUAAACGUUCUGGUGGCCUUAGCAACAGCAGUUCUGAUUAUGGUUUAGAUGAAUCAGGUGACAAUACUGAUGAAGAUUCAUCUUCUAAAUUACUUUCUCAAGACACAAGCAGCAGAUCGCCAAAUGAUUUAACAUCAAAACAAUCAAAUUUGAGUUCCUAUUCCAGCAGUUCUUCAAUUAGUUCAUUGAAAAGCAAACAUAUGGAACCUACACAUCCGACAACAAUUCGACAACAUAGUACUAUUAGUUCACAAGUUAGAGCUAUGACGGAACAAAGUUGGCCACAAUCUCAAAAAAAUCUAACUGGACCACCAGCAUCAUUUGCAGAACAGUUAAAACAAGUUUUAGCGGAAAGAGAAAGACGACUUGGUGGAAAUGAUAUGUCUUCGUCAAGAGAAAGUUCUGGGGAUUUUAGUGACUUAAAUAAUCUACAUUCUAGCGAUCCAACUUUAGUCACUCAUCAUUUAGUGGAAGAAAUACGACAAGCUGUAAAUGAAGCUAAUCAAAGAGUAAAAAAGGCCACUAUUCCUUCAUCAAAUUUAGUUGGUUCCACACCUUGGCAUCAUCCAGGUAGUUCACCUUCUAGUCUAUCUUCUGGUGGAUCAGUGAGCCCACCUGCUGUUGAUCCUAGUCCGUCUAAAACAGAUACGAGUGAAGUUUGGUUGCCUCCUCAUCCAAGCGACUUUGGUUUAGGUGACAAGAAGUCCCAUUUCUGGCAGAAUGCACCAGUUACUGAUUGGUCCAAAGAACAAGUUUGUCAGUGGUUAUCAGGCAUUGGUUUGGAACGAUAUGCAUCACGCUUUUUGGACACUGGAAUUAAUGGUGGGAAUCUUUUACGACUUGAGUCUCGUGACCUGAAAGCUUUUGGUAUUUGUGGAGAUGAGAAAUCCCACUUGAAACGUAAAUUAAAAGAACUUAGAGCACAGGCAGAUCGAGAACGCAAAGAGAGGAAGGAAAUAGAACGAAUGCGGCGAAAAGCGGAAAAAGCUGCACGAAAAAAAUAGUUUGUGCGUACAUUAAUGUACUUAUGUCCUCUAUAAAAUGCAAUAACUUUGCACAAAAAAUUCGCGACAUAUUCAAAUUUUGUGUACGAUAUUCCAGUGAUGUUUGUAAUUUUUAACUUCUUCCGUCUGUAUUUAAUUCUCUGGUACAUAUAAACAGUUAUACACAUAGUAUACUACAUUUAUUCUUAAAUGUUCUUAAUCGGAUAUCUCACUAUCCGACAUUUUUAAAUUUGAUUAUUUAUACUUAUAAAUUUUUUAACUUCAAAUUUUUGCAUUUAUUUAUGAUUUUUCUAUUCUUGUUGCUUCACAUUUAUAUUGUUCUUGUAGUAUUUGUGCUAGUUACUAUUUAUACAAUAAUAAUGAAUAUAAUUCAAGGAAGAGAACGUGUAUGAAUGUAAAAGCAUGUCUAUGCCAGAUGUAUGCAUGUGAUAUGUAUGUAAAAUUCAAGCCAUUUAGGUAUUAAGCCAAAUUGUAAUAAAACUUUGAUUAGCUAAUAUUUUAUUUUUACAAUUGUAAGUAUACUUUUGUAGAAAAGCAUAAGUUUCAAGUUAUUAAUGUAUCGUUUCUGUAUUUAUUUUUAUUAUCAACUAUGCAACAAUUUUUCAUAAUGAAUAAUAUAAAUACUGGUAAAAAAAUAGAGCCCUAGAGUGUACUAUUGUUAGAAGAAAAGUGAUUGUCCUUUAUUAUAUGUAUAUCAUGAAAUAUCAACGAAUUUGUAAUUAUCAAUACAGUAUAUAUUAAUGUGUUAAAUUCCAAUGAUCGAAUUAUAAAAUAAUUUCAUUUAUCUAUAUUUAUUAUGACUAAAGUAUCAGUUUACAUAAUUAGAAAAUUAUUGCUUUUUUAAAUCAAAGUCGAAAGUAUCAAACAAUUUUUAUCAUGCUAUCGUAUAGAUAUUUGUAUUAAAAUUUUUUUUCUUUAAAAGUUAUAACGACAUUUGUAUUAUUAUAUUUAAUCUGCGAAUUAUGCAUUAAAAAUCCGCACAACGUCUAUUUUAUUGCGAUAGAAAUUUUUAAAUUAUGUAAUGAAUUUGUUUAGCGUUUUAUAUACUUCGAACAUUCCAUAUAUACGAUACUUUAUAAUUUUAUCUUUAUUAUAUAACAUAUAUAAAUGAAAAGAAAUCAUAGAAAUACUUUAGGUGACGUCCCUGUAUGUAUGAAUAUUGUAUGGAUACAUUACGUAUUAAGUAAUAUAUGUUAAUACUUAAAUUUGUAUCCUAACGAAAGUUCAUUAUAAAUGUUUAUUCAAAUAAUUACGGGACUCAUUUGAGUACAGUAUAGACGAACGAACUUUAUUGUACGCAUACUUAUUUAUGAUAACAUUAAGUUUUAUACAGUGUUAAGUACUUUGUUCUACCUUUAUACCAUUCUCAAAGUACAAUGUUUUUCUCUCGAAAAAAAAUAAUUUCUUUUACAUAGAACAAUUAAACAAACAAAGUAUUUAACAUUGAUACAUAUAUUGUACAUAUGCAAUGAACGAUCACUAAUACUGUAAUCUACAAAAAAUGAUUAUGAUGUAAGGCGUGCAAGAGGCAUAACUGUAGUGUCAUAAUAUCUUUAUAGAAAAUAGUUUUUAAUUUCCUAACUUAAACGUUUAUCAAAGGUCCUCCAUUUUCUAAUGAUGUAUCACAAUAUUUCAAAAGCACUUAUUGUUACUUUCGUCGUUAUGUACAACGAACUGUGGGAACUCAUCAAAAAUAUCAACACAUUCUUGCGUCUCAGGGUAACCAUUAAUAUGUUUUGAGAUAUAAGUGUGUUCAAUGAAUUAAAAAUUUUCAUGAAUUAGAAAACGUCCUGCAAUUCGUUUUUAAAUAACUAUUGUGAUUUCGUAGGAGCAGAUCUUUUAUAAAAACUGACUGAUUUACAAUAAGUUUUUAUAGUUAAUUUUCGAACAAUGGCUUAGAUAUGAUGAUAUAAUGCCAUUUGUCAAAAAAUAAUUAUAGAACCAAAACUUGUACUCCUCCAUAAAACUACAUAAUAUCUGAGUGUUUUCAUACAUUUUCAAUGAUUUUAAAGUGUUGCUCACAAAGAGGAAAUUAUAGUUCCAUGGAUAAAGACACAGAGAAUACAUACAUGGCAGCUUUUUAAUAAUGUCUAUAAAAAGUAUUGUCAACAAAUACUCCUAAACAUUUUAAUUAAAAAUAAUUCAUAUUAUACAUUCGUAGUUUGUUCUUUUUACCUGAUAAAUAAAGUAUUGAAAAUAUAUUCAAUAUUUGUAAUAUAUAUCAUGUAUGUACUUAUUGUUAGAAUGAAAUUUUUUAUGUACUGUAAUGAAUCGUAAAUAUAGAAACAAUCUUACA
Messenger RNA from Heterotrigona itama, 9005 nucleotides. NCBI's taxonomy places the organism in Eukaryota, Metazoa, Arthropoda, Insecta, Hymenoptera, Apidae. The record is from the annotation of a GenBank genome assembly.